This is a messenger RNA of Brassica rapa (field mustard), 1228 nucleotides long. RefSeq names its product non-specific lipid-transfer protein 13. Gene Ontology annotation, molecular function: lipid binding. Gene Ontology annotation, biological process: lipid transport. NCBI's taxonomy places the organism in Eukaryota, Viridiplantae, Streptophyta, Magnoliopsida, Brassicales, Brassicaceae. The record is from RefSeq and is a predicted model, not a curated record.
AAAAGAAUAAAAAUCUCCAAAAUACCAUUUUUUGACAACCCAAAAUAUCAUUUAUUAAUCACUAAAACAUUAAAUUACCCUACAUCUUAAAACCAGUAACCACAAUUCCGCCUCUUAAUUAUUAAACUCUAAAUUCUAAUCACUAAAUUAUAAACUUAAAUAUAUAAAUGCUCCAUAUGUUUCAUUUUAAUUGUCGUUUUGGGUUUGUGCAUACAAAUUAAAGAAACAAUUAAUUUUGUAUAUUUCCUAUAUAAAAACACAACUACCUAUACACCUAACCAUAAUUCAACCAAUUGAAAAAUAAAUUGUUGAAUAAAAUUAAUAAAAUUUUGCAUUGAAAGUCGAAAACGACACUUAUUUUGUAACAAAAAAAAUUCUCUACAACGACACUUAAUAUGAAAUGGAGGGAGUAUGUUUUUUUUUUACAUUUUAAUUAAUGCUAUUUUUUUUGUCUAAUAUAUGCUAUUUUUUGAACAAAAAUUUGAUAUAAUGCUAUUUGUAUGUAAAUUUAUAUGCGUUUGGAAGGAGUAUAUUUAUUUUACCAUUAAACCAACUUUAGUAUUUUCACACAAUUUGAAUUAUAAACUUUGUCCCAAAAAUGCUAAACGUACUGGUAUAUUCUAGAGCUAAAAGAGUACGAAUAUAAUACAAGUAAUUAUCGUUCCCUCUAUAUAUAGGUUCAUUCGAUUUGUAUUGUUUUCAAUGGCAUAUACGUCAACGAUGAUCUAACCAUCAGCAAAACCAAAAGUUCAUGAAAUAAAUGUGACUAAUACUAAACACUAUACAUAUAUUGCUUCUUAAUUAUAUAAUAAACUAAUCUAACAGUGUCUCAUUUACAUCAAUUCAAAGUCUAGAAAUGAAUAGACACACGACAACAUUAGUCGUACUUUCACUACUUCUCGUGGUCUCCGAUCAUACAAGGCUAAUGAUUCGAGUUCACUCGUACGUACCGUUUUGUGCAUACACAUAUGAUUAUUUCUCUUACUGUCUUGAAUUUCUCACGGGCAAUUAUUACAAACCCGGUAAGAAAUGUUGUGUCCAUAUCGCAAAACUUAACAUAAUUGCCAAGCACAAAAAAGAGAAUCCGAGACUUCUGUGUAAUUGUGUUGAGAUGAUGACGAGAGGUUAUACGCCUCCGAUGUUGGCUGAUAAGAUCCAAGAGCUUCCUCCUCUUUGCAACACACAUCUCAGCUUCCCUAUCUCCUCUAGCAUGGACUGUUCCACGUAA